Messenger RNA from Platichthys flesus (European flounder), 2247 nucleotides. RefSeq names its product G protein-coupled receptor 84 (gene gpr84). The coding region runs from base 70 to 1299 and encodes 409 amino acids. The record is from RefSeq and is a predicted model, not a curated record. The transcript has 2 exons. Gene Ontology annotation, biological process: neuropeptide signaling pathway. Lineage: Eukaryota; Metazoa; Chordata; Actinopteri; Pleuronectiformes; Pleuronectidae. Gene Ontology annotation, molecular function: urotensin II receptor activity. Gene Ontology annotation, cellular component: membrane.
UCAGAGUUUGAGAUCAGUGAAGAGAACAACGAUGCACAUCGACGAAUAGAAAGACAGGAAGUUGACAGAAUGCUGAUGAACCACACAAACCAAACGGAGGACGACCUCUUCUCCUGCUACAGUCCCUCCGUCGUGGGCUACCGGUACUUCGCUGUGCUGUGGGGAUGUGCUGUGACCAUCACUGGAACAGUCGGGAACCUGAUGACCAUUUUGGCCUUCGCCUUAGACCCACGUCUGAGGACUCGAUUCAAUGUGCUGAUCGUCAACCUGGCCGUAGCUGAUCUCCUUUACUGCACCAUACUGCAGCCUAUCUCUGUCGACUCCUACCUACACCUCAGAUGGCGCAGUGGUGAGCUCUGGUGCACCCUCUUCGGCCUGCUGCUCUUCCUCUCCAACUCUGUCUCCAUCAUCACCCUUUGCCUGGUGGCAGUGAGCAGAUAUCUCCUGGUUGCAAGGCGGACUGUGUUUGAUCGUGUCUUCUCUGACCGUGGUCUGAUGUUACUCCUGGCCUCGGCAUGGGCUCUCGGCCUGGCCAGCUUCGGCCCGCUCUGGUCUGUCUACGUGUUCGUGCCACAGGUGUGCACAUGCAGCUUCCAUCGUACCAGGGGUCGCCCCUACACCACCAUCCUGCUCUUUUUCUACUUUUUUUUUGGUCUGACCUGCGUCGGUGUAUUCUACCUACUCAUCUACAAACGUGUCCAGAUUGCCUCGCAGGCCCUGCUUCGCUACAGGCCCAGCCGCAGGUCGUCCAGGAGGAAACCAGCUUCCUCAGUGCAAGGGACUGAUGACAGUGGAGUAGAGAGUGGCAUGGCCAACACAUGUAGCUGUGAGAUAAGUAGCCAGGCAGAUCUGACACAAAGCAAUGUUACACCCGACAAAAUGGUCAACCAAUCUACCCAGAGCUCUGCCACAUCCUCAAAUCCAUCAGCAGUCAACAGACCUUCUGAUCUCACCCCUGCACCCACCUCCUCCACAGCUGCAGCAUCAACUUCCCCCUCAGCUUCUUCAGGAGAUGAUGGCGAAUUCAAGCGAGUGACCCGCAUGUGCUUCAUCGUUUUCCUGUGUUUCGUGUGCUGCUUCGUGCCCUUCAUGCUGCUCAACAUAGCCGACAAACAGAACCGCGCCCCACAGGUACUGCACAUGUUCUGCGCAAACCUCACGUGGCUCAACAGCUGCAUCAACCCCGUUCUUUAUGCCGUCAUGAACCGACAGUUUCGCCAGGCCUACCAUCUGCUGCUCACCAGGGCCGCUGUGCCCUUCACCAGCCUCUGGACCCGCUCACGGCCUCUGAGAUCCUGACCUCCUCUAACGUUAACCUGCCUGAUAAAAACCCAGGAUGAUAUCAUUCUAGUGGAAUACAAGACUUUUACUCGUCUGAAGAGUUGUGUGAAGUUGUGAGAUUUAUUUAGUAGAAAGAAUGAAUGAAAAGAGUAAGACAGGGUCUUAGUUUUCAUAUAAUGAACAAAAGUUUGAAUUUAGUUGUCAAGUUGCAAUGUCGCUGUCAGAAAUUGGUGCAACGAGCCUGGACAUGAUUUAGUUUCCAUGGUGUCUGUUACAAAAAAAAAAAAAUGACUGCUGUUACAAAAUCAGCACUGGAUAUCCCCGUCUAACACAACAUGCCUCAUUUCGAUAACACAGGAACUUAUGACUCUUACCAGUGACUCAUCUCUCAAUGAGUGUUAACAUGCUCCCAGUGUAUGACUCAUGGUGGCCAAGAGAGCUCAACGCACGGCAUGUUAAGGAAACACAUGCAAAUAGAAAAAAAUAAGUGCUAUUUCCAAAGUGAUAUUUUCUGAGUUCAGUAUUGCACCUUAAAAUUAGGUAAAUUUGUGAAUAGGACGUUGGUAGGCAAGUGCCUCCUACUUCAUGUUGGUGACGUAGACCUGCUCUACCUCAUCAGGCUGCAUAUUUGUUCAAAAGUGUGAGGUCUGGCCUGAGGGGGGCAGCAGGGGAAGGGGUAUGCUGUCCCCCACAUUAUGGUCAAUUUAAAAUAUCUCACACGGGAAGCAAAUGGAGUUCGACAUACCAACCAUAAACCAAAUCAGUCUAAUAAUCAGUCUUGGGUUAUGUAAUAUAUACUGAUAAAAAGUGAAUGCGACGGAUGUCGAGUUGCCAACUUGCAGAACAGAGCAACAUUCAAAGUUGUGUUUCUGGUCACAUGAUGAAAAAUAAUCAGUGCAUAUUUUUUGCAACUUGGCACGUGUGUUCAUAAACAAUUAAUGACAGAAUAUACAAACAUCCAUUUAU